AUGUUUAGCGUUGGGUGGACUCAAAACUAUUCCAGUAGUGUUGGCAUAACACUAAAACCCAAAAUCAUGACUUCAACAGAUGUUCAUGGAAAUAGAUCUGUAAUUACCGGCUUUGAAUCUCGUGAUGGCCGUGUUGGCUUCAGCGUUGAUCCAGGCAGCGUAAAAUUCGGCCGUUUUCGGGAUCCACGCGCCGUCCUUCGCAACCACCUUCGCAAUCGCGUUGAUGUGGAUCUCGACUCUGGCGCUUCACGGCGUCACCCCGUACCCUCCUCCACUGGAGGUCAGAUCACCGCUAAGGGCAUGACCUACGAUGAGAUCAAGAAUGGUCUAAGAGGAACUGGUCAACUCUUCGAGGACCCCGACUUCCCUGCUGAUGGCUCCUCUCUCUUCUACUCUAUGUCUGCUCCUCGUGGUAUCGAGUGGAAACGUCCACAGGAAAUCUGCAGUAACCCGAAAUUUAUCGUUGGUGGCGCAAGCCGUUUCGACGUGCGUCAGGGUGAAUUGGGUGACUGUUGGCUGCUGGCGGCCGUUGCCAACUUGUCGCUGUACGAGGAUCUCCUCCAGCAGGUCGUUCCAUUCGACCAGGCGUUCGACAGGGAUUAUUGUGGUGUCUUCCAUUUCAUAUUCUGGCGUUUCGGUGAAUGGGUCGAGGUGGUUGUGGAUGAUCGUCUACCCACUCGCAAUGGAAACCUCAUAUUUAUGCACUCUGUCGAUCGCGACGAGUUUUGGUCAGCUCUCCUCGAAAAGGCAUAUGCCAAACUGUUUGGUUCCUACGAGAGCCUGCGUGGUGGCAGUACAAUUGAGGCGUUGGAGGACUUCACGGGCGGUCUGGCCGAGUACUACGACCUCCGCGGCAAGCAACCGGCAGAUUUGUUCAAGAUCCUUACCAAAUCCUACGCACACCAGACUCUCAUGGCCUGUUCCAUUAGCCCUGAUCCCAACAUCAUGGAGGCCGAACAACCCAAUGGUCUCAUUCGUGGACACGCUUACUCCAUCACCAAAAUUGCUCAAGUAAACUCGAGUUCAGGACCGGUUCAACUGUUGCGUAUCCGCAACCCGUGGGGAAACGAGGCAGAGUGGAAGGGCCGUUGGAGUGACUCCUCCCCCGAGUGGCGCACUGUCUCCGAGAGUCAGCGCCGGGAACUCGGCCUCAGCAUCGAAGCCGACGGCGAGUUCUGGAUGUGCUACGAGGACUUUGUAAAGGAAUUCGAGAAGCUCGAAAUGUGUGCCCUUGGUCCACAGUCGUUGAGUAUGGAUGACAGCCGCAAGAAGGUGCCCUUUGAGAUGACCAUCAUACACGGUGGCUGGCAGCCUGGUGUCAACGCUGGUGGCUGUCGCAAUUUCCUGGAUACCUUCUGGACGAAUCCUCAGUACCGUGUGCAGGUCGAAGAUGCUGACGACGAUGAUGAUGAAAAUUUGGGAACCCUGAUUGUCGGUCUGAUGCAAAAGGAUCGCCGAAAGAUGCGCAAACAGGGCGCUGAAUUACUUACCAUUGGUUUCAUGAUCUAUGCGUUAAAAGAACCGCAUGAGGGUCCGUUGGACAUGAAUUUCUUCAAGUACAACUCCGCAGUGGCACGAUCUCCGGCUUUCAUCAACACCCGUGAGGUGACCGGUCGUUACCGUCUGCCACCUGGAACCUACGUCAUUGUGCCGUCUACAUUCGCCAAAAAUGAGCGUGCCGACUUCCUUCUGCGUAUCUUCUCGGAGAAAGCCAACCCUACUGAACAAAUGGACGAUUCUGUUGGAGUAGAAGAACCAGAGGGUAUGUUGAUGCCAGAGCCAAUCAGCGAGAGUCAAGUGGUGGCACUGAAGAAGGCCUUUGAGAAGGUCUGCGGCCCCGAUGGCGAGAUCACGGCGGACGAGCUAAUAGAUAUCCUUAAUGUUGCUUUCACCAAAGAGCUCAACGAAGGUCGAGAAGACAGCACCAAGGCACCGGCCCCAGCACCAGUCCCAGUUACAGUUCGGGCGACCUCCAGGGGCUUCAGUUUGCUGUGUUGUGGCCUUGGGCAAAAGUCCGAGAAGAACAGUGCGGAGAACGGCUCUUCUGGCGCCAAGGCUGGCCUCGAAGCCGGUGAUCAUGACUUUACUUUUGACGGUUUUAGUAUUGAGGCUUGCCGUUCUCUUAUCUCCAUGUUGGAUGUCGAUCGUUCAGGCAGCUUGGACUUUGAAGAAUUCAAAAUCCUCUGGGAAAUUUUGCGCUUCUGGAAGGCUGUCUUCAAGAAGUUCGAUGCUGAUAACAGUGGAACUAUGAGCACCUUUGAACUUCGAAAUGCGCUCAACUGUGCAGGUUAUCACAUUGAUAAUGCAACCCUUACAAGUGUUGUGCUGAGAUUCUCGAAUCGGGACCGAAUUCUACGAUUCAACGACUACGUCAUCUGCUGCGCGCGCCUGAGAACAGCAUUCGAGACCAUGCGGACCGGCGACUCCUUUGGAGGUGCCCAGCUUCUCAACAUCCUGCUCUACCUGUGA
Molecule: messenger RNA, 2469 nt
Organism: Echinococcus granulosus
Lineage: Eukaryota; Metazoa; Platyhelminthes; Cestoda; Cyclophyllidea; Taeniidae
Product: Calpain-A
Exons: 17
Coding region: 1-2469 (822 amino acids)
Biological process (GO): proteolysis
Cellular component (GO): cytoplasm
Molecular function (GO): calcium ion binding; calcium-dependent cysteine-type endopeptidase activity
Source: RefSeq, a predicted model, not a curated record